UACAGUUGGGAGGAGGAACGUGUCUAUUUUCGAGCUGAGAGAUUCGCUUGAUUUACUCGCUUUGCCCCCUCCCCCCACUUCUCUUUUCUGCGUGGGGGGCUCGGGCUUGCAUCCACGAUCGUUGUUCGUAAAGGAAACCCGUUAGAGAUAUUUUUUACUUGAAAACUCGAUUCCAGUGUAAAAGGAAGAAGCCGGGAUGUUACGUAUAUGGAUAGCUCUGCAGUGAGCCUCUCCCCCGGCAGUUCGACCUUACCCUGGGGUUUUCUAUUGUUGCAGCAUCCUGGCCUAGUCCAUCUGGCAGCCUGGACUUCAGUUGCUUAUUUGAAUUUUGCUGACUUUUUUUAAACCAUAGGCAUCGCAUCCAUUUUGAAAGCUUGGAAGAGCAGAACCUUAUGGCAUCGGCGGGACAGUCGUUGCGUUGUAUAUUAUCUGUGCUUAAAAAAAACGACGUAUUUCCAUAACAGUGGAAUUGUUCUGUUGAGAGAACAGAAACUAGCAGCAUCGCUGAAAGGGAUUGUUGCGUUGAUUGACCUUUUUUUUUGUUCUGGACGUUUUUAAGUAUAUUAUUUUUGGAGCUCAUUCGGGAACAAGGAACUAUUUUGGCCUUGUUUAUAUAGGUUUGAUUUUCGUUUUCAUUUUAAAUUUCUUUAUCGUCCCUUUGCGAAGUGAAGACUGGAUGAAAAUUGUUCGAAGUUUUUAAUUAAGGAUGGAUGGAUCACAUCAGAUGGUCCAUGUUUAUGUCGCUGCGUUGCAACUGAUUGAGUUAGACAAUAUUGCGUAUCUCACUUUUCGUACCGGAACGCUUCAGUUCCAUGGACCCGACCCUUUGCACAAACAUAGCAUGGAUUUAUUUUGACUCCUUUAAAGAAAAUCGGUUUGCAUUUGUCUCUACGCGUACUUGGUACUUUUUUUUCCAUUUCAAACAUUCGACUGGCUGUGUGCUUCGCGUUGACAUCUUGUUUGGAGAAAAACCUUUUUUAUUUGAAGCCUUUUGAGAAUUGAAGUUUUGUAGCAAUGUCGGAAAACGCAGACAAUGUUGGGUCUUUACUGCGCGCCCCUAAAAAUGGUACCAAUUCCAGUUCGGAUACGACGAUAGGGGAGCGUUUUGGAGUAAGUUUAAGGAAAAAAGAAGAGUUUAAGGCUCUCAGGAGGCGGCGACAUACUAUGGAUAAGGACAGCAAAGCAGAGCACCAACGUUUUAUCAGGAGGAGUGUAAUCUGUGAUUCCAACGUUACAGCGUUGGACCAUCUGCCCAGUAAGACAUGCAUUAUCGUUUCGCCACCCGAAUCGGAUAGUGCAGCUACAUUAAUAAGCAGUAUUACUAAUAAUAACGAAGCGCAACCUCCAGUACAAGCAACGACAGUUGAUUCUGUCACUGUGGCAAUUCCUGUAUUUGCCGGAGAAAAAUGUGAAAAGUGCAUUGAUGGCAAUACGAAAGACGGAAGCACAGUCGCUGGAAUUGGGGAUGAACGACCUAGGGCCACCAUCCGUUCGCCCGAUGCCGAUGUUUGCAACCACGCGGGGACCACGAGCAGUAGUGGCAAAGACAGAAAAAAGCAAAAGACUGUUCCAAUUAAAGAGGAGACAGAGUUGAAAGUUAACGAUGAUGACAGUUCAGAGAGCAAAGAAGCGGAAGAGGCAAAAAAUCAAGAGAGGAAGGCGCAGGAAGAUAAUGAAGAAAUAGAGACCAAGGCUGUGGCAACCUCUCCUGAUGGGAGGUUUUUGAAGUUUGAUAUCGAAAUUGGGAGAGGAUCUUUCAAAACCGUCUAUAAAGGUCUAGACACAGAAACGACAGUGGAGGUAGCUUGGUGUGAAUUACAGGAUCGAAAGUUGUCAAAGUCAGAAAGGCAAAGGUUUAAAGAAGAAGCUGAAAUGUUGAAGGGCUUGCAGCAUCCAAACAUAGUCAGAUUUUAUGACUCUUGGGAAUCAACUUUAAAGGGAAAGAAAUGCAUAGUAUUGGUGACAGAACUGAUGACAUCAGGUACUCUGAAAACUUAUUUGAAGAGAUUUAAGAUAAUGAAAAUCAAAGUGCUUCGAAGUUGGUGUCGUCAAAUUUUGAAGGGUCUUCAUUUUCUUCAUACGCGUACACCACCCAUCAUCCAUCGAGAUUUGAAAUGUGACAACAUCUUCAUUACAGGCCCUACUGGAUCAGUUAAAGUUGGGGAUCUUGGCCUAGCUACACUUAAAAGGGCAUCAUUCGCAAAAAGUGUUAUAGGUACCCCUGAGUUCAUGGCCCCAGAGAUGUACGAAGAAAAAUAUGACGAGUCUGUUGAUGUUUACGCUUUUGGGAUGUGUAUGCUAGAGAUGGCAACCUCAGAAUACCCAUACUCGGAAUGCCAGAAUGCUGCUCAGAUCUAUCGUAGAGUAACCAGUGGUGUGAAACCAGCUAGCUUUGACAAGGUCGCAAUCCCUGAAGUUAAAGAAAUAAUUGAAGGAUGUAUUCGCCAGAAUAAAGAUGAACGGUAUGCAAUUAAGGACCUGUUGAGCCAUGCGUUCUUUCAGGAAGAUACUGGUGUUCGUGUAGAGUUGGCAGAAGAGGAUGAUGGAGAAAAGCUUGCAAUUAAGCUUUGGCUGCGAAUUGAAGAUAUUAAGAAACUUAAAGGAAAGUAUAAGGAUAACGAAGCCAUAGAAUUCUCAUUUGACUUGGAAAGAGAUGUUCCGGAGGAUGUGGCUCAGGAAAUGGUGGAAUCUGGAUUUGUAUCUGAAGGAGAUCAUAAGACCAUGGCUAAAGCCAUUAAAGAUCGUGUAUCUCUGAUCAAAAGGAAACGAGAACAACGUCAAUUGGUUAGAGAGAAACAAGAAAAGUUAGAGGAACAGCAGAAGAAGCAUGAUCAGUUGCAGCACCAGAAAACUCAACAAGGAGCCAGUGUAUCUCAAACUGGAGGGGGACAUCCUUCCCAGUUACCUGCCACAGCACUUCCUUCUGCCCUUACUGGAGCCCUACCAACCCAAGUUGAACCAGAAGAGCCUGAGGCAGAUCAGCAUCGUUUGCAGUACCAGCCAGCUGGAAACUCUGUUACAUCUGAUGGCACAUUUGAUAGUGGCCAGAGUUCAUCUGGAUUUUCAGAUUCUCAUGGCAGUCAAACUGUUUCCUAUGGUUCUGCUCAAGAACAGCACAUUUCGAGCCAGACUCCUUCAAAUAUCCAGGCAGUAUCGCAACAGCAUGGUAGCCAUCAGCAGCAUUCUACAGGACUUCGACGAGGUCGUAGCAUGUCUGUAUGUGUUCCCCACCUUUCCACCAUCCCUGAUUCAUCCUACAUUCCUAGACAGUCCACCACUCCGCCACCGGUCCUCUCUGCUUCUUUCUCCCCAUAUGUUCGGACUGUCCCUGAAGAAACCUUUGCAGAAAAGCUGUCAAAAGCACUGGAAAGCGUCCUGCCUAUGCACUCAGCUCCUCCACGCAAGCUACGCCGCUCCAGUCUCCCGUGUAUUAGUUUCAACCCUCAGUCCCCAUCUCUAGUGCAUCCUUGUGGGGGAGUUCCAUCACAACCAGAGACUGUUUCAUAUCCACCUAUUCCUGAAAGACCAUUUUCUUUCUCUCCACCACCAAGUUUUUCUCUGAAAGUUGCUAAUUCUCAACGCCGCAAAAGUACUUCCAUCCUGGAAGCUCAUACUCACCAUUUUCAGCCAAUAAUAAAGACUGUAGGCCAAAAUGCUUUCUCUGGUGAUUUUACAAAUCGGAAUUCUGAAAACUCAGCUAUAAAGGGCUUUGUUACUCAUCGAUUUACUAGUGAACCAAUCCACAGUGAAGGUCAAAUGCGACUAGAACAAACUCAAGCCUUUGAAAACAAGUUAAGGUUGAGUCAGCUUGAGGAAAUUCAACUUCUGUGUAAACCGAAAGUGUAUCCAUGUUGUAUGCAGUUACAGCAAACUACACAGGAUCCAUAUGAGGCUGUAACUAGCAGCAACCUUCCAGCACGUGCACUUCCUUUGAAUCAAAGUCUAGCAGAAGUAAACCUAAAGCAUCAGCAGGUUUACUCCCAGCCCUUGGAUUGUGAGGAAUCCCUAAGUGAUCAAAAUUUGUUGCCACGCCCACUACAAAACCUAACAGGUCAUGUGCCUCAAAUAGUCGGGAUGGCUUCUCCUAAAAUACAAACUCCAGUUUCAAACUUACCUUCUCACUUCCAACUGUCACAAGACAUGAUACAACUGUCACAAGAGCAUGGACAGCAUUGGAGGAUUGGAGAGCCACAGGCAAUAUUUCCACUGUCAACUCAAGUGUUCCUCCCGGUACAAGAAUGUAACGUUGCUCAAUGUGAACCUGCAAUUACUAGCAUUCUCUCAAGAAAUACCGUUGGAACUGUGAAUACAAUGCUGACUGUUCAACAUUUGACUGCCCCUCAGUCUGCACCACCUAUUCUUGCACAGGCAAAUGAGGGUAGAACUGGGUCAAUUUUUGACUUUCAAGUUCCUCCAAUGCAGAUGGAAGGUAAUGAUGUCCACAUUCCUCUUCCGUCAUUAACUCAGAGAAUUUAUCGAAAUCGGCGGGCUUCAGUGGAUUUAAGCUUAGAGGAUACUCAAGGAACUGGAUUGUACAGCAGGCUUCAACCAGUGACUGAAGAACAGGUGGUUUAUUUCAGUUCUGAUGCUCUGGUGCUGCCAGGUGACUUCCUGCAAAGCAGGCAGCCUAUGUCAGAGGAAUUUCCUCAGCAUCUUAGUCCGCAGUGUUCGAGUGACUCUGGUCAAUCAACGUCCUCUGAGACCAGAGAGUUCCAGUCACCACCAUCUUUUGGUUUCCUGAUGCCAUACUCCAGUUUAGCAUUGCAUUGUGAGCAGCAGCAGGUUUUGCCAAAACAUGGCAUGCGUUAUGAAACAUUGCAAGGUGUGCCUGUUUCAGUAGCUUCACAGCCACCCAUGCUAAUGCAGUUCAACACUCAGUCCUUUCUGACAACAUCAGGGACAGCUGGCUUGCAUCAGCAAGUCAUGGAAGGAUCCUGGCCCCAUCCUGUUACAUCCCAGCAGAACUUUGCACUGGAUCGAGGUUCUGCAGAUGGACACAGUCUACCUUUGCAGGUGCAAAUGCAGAGCCAGCCACCACCUACGAGUCUUCCUUUGACUGUGUCAAAUCAGCAGGCAGCCCCUCCACCUCCAGCAGGAUCCGUACAGCAGACAAACAAGUUUGGCAGUUACUGCACCCCAACGUAUCUUCCACAGACGGCACCACAGCAGCCUGUGCAGUAUUCACUUCCACAAAUGGUAUCCAGUAGUUCAGUUCCAGGUCAAAUAAUUCCUCAACCCCAGGUUCUGCCUAUCAGUCAAAUGCAUACUGCUCAGCAGGCUCCUACUUCAACACAGAAUUACUCCACCCAGUUGCCAAUUGUUACUCCUAGCCCUGUAAAGUCUUCUGGGAGUGUCCAGUCCACUAUCGUCUCACCACCACUUCCAGUUUCCAUGGAUGUUGUCUCUCAGCCUGUUACACAAGCAUCAUAUCACAUUGGUCUUGCUGCAGGCAUGGCUCAAACCUAUAUUGAAUCUCCACCACCUGGACAAACAAGAUUACUACAGCCUUGUGCCUCCACUGUUCAGCAGAACCAGACAGGACAAUUACAGACACAGGCAUCCCAAGAGGGGACCCAGGCUCCAAUGCAGGCGGAACAGUUGCAGUUAUGCUCAUCUGUGGACAGUGCUCACUCAGAUGUUGCUUCUGGGAUGAGCGAUGGUAAUGAAGGCCUUCCAGCAAGUGGAAGACAUGAAGGGAGAUCAGCAAAGCGGCAUUAUCGUAAAUCUGUAAGGAGUCGUUCACGUCAUGAAAAAUCAUCUAGACCAAAGCUACGAAUUCUAAACGUUUCAAAUAAAGGAGACAGAGUUGUGGAAUGCCAACUGGAAACGCACAAUCGAAAAAUGGUUACUUUUAAAUUUGAUUUGGAUGGUGACAAUCCAGUAGAGAUAGCUUUUAUUAUGGUUCAGAACGAGUUUAUCCUGGAGACUGAGAGGGAAUCAUUUAUUGACCAAGUAAGGGAAAUUAUUGAGAAAGCUGAUGAAAUGCUGAGUGAAGAUCCAAGUGGGGAGCCAGAAGGUGAUCAAGGAUUGGAGACUGUAAAAGCCCAGGUAGCUGCUUGCUUUAAUCAAGCACAGAAAGCAGAGGGCAAAUAUAAACAAGAAGAGCCCCUAAUAUCAGCACCCAUUCAGCUAGGUACUCAAGUAGGCUCUGCAACACAGGUGGUCCAUUCUGCUGGAAGACGAUUUAUUGUGAGUCCUGUCCCUGAGAGCCGAUUACGAGAACCAACUUUCAACAUGGGUGUCACUUCAAUUAAAGAAAUUCAAACAGCUGGUUCCCAUAGUCACAAUCUAAAUCUAUCACACUCAGCUUCUUCAGUGAGCUUGCAACAAGCCUUUUCCGAUUUAAAGCAUAAACCAUUUCAAGAAGGUCCUAAUACCGCUCCUCCAAUCUUCAAUCAAACUAUGGCACCAUUUACUGUGGCACAUCCAGAAAUGACCAGUAUUGGACAAGGAAUUCAUAUCCAAACGGCAGUGUCAUCAUCAGCACCAGCUAGUCUCAUAACUGCUAGUUCUGCAUCCCAAGCCAGGGUACAGAAUAUUCAGUCACAACCAGCUGAGUUAAGUAGUGAAAGCAUUGCUGGUGUGAUUGGCCCUAGUUCCGUAUUGCUUCCUCCAACCUCUCAGUCAGCCCAGCUGUCUGUUGGUGGCCUUGCUGCUAAUGUUAGUGUUUCAAGUUGUGUACCUCCGCCUUGGACCUGUCAGUCAAGCCAGCAACUAAUUAGUGGUCAUGUCACAAGUGUUUCAGUUGUAAGCUCGUUAGUGCAGCCAUUAACAUCACAAGUUGGUCAAGCUUUGAUAGAAGAAACUACUAUCAGUGUAGGACCUUCAACUUCUGUUACCCCAUCUUCCACUGAAGCUGUGAUUUUGCCGACAACCCAACAGCUCAGUGGGGGACCUGUGGUCAGCCUGGCAGAAUCUUCAGUUUCACUGAACUUGUUUCAGAGCCAGAAAGAAAAUUUGUAUAGUGCAACCCAAGCAGAAAUUCAGCCAGUGGGUGGUAAUAUAAUGACACUGGCAGUUUCCACCUCACCACCAUUAUUGCAACCUGUUUGUGGCACUCAAACUCCUGUGGUUCAAACAGUUACUACACAAAAUGCCAUCCUACCUCAAACAGUGGGCAUUUCUGUGCCCCUAGCAACCCAGACCUCUGCAUCUGGCACAGGAACUGCACAGCCUGUAUGCAGCAUUCCUUCUGUUCAACAAACGCUGAUUCACAAUCGGCCUCAAACAGCUUUUCUUCCAAAUCAACCCCAUAUUCAUUGCUCUGAAGUGGACAUAGAUUUGAACGCCAAAGGAACAGGCAUCGAUAAUAUUAAGACCUUGGAUGAAAAGCUUCGAUCGCUGUUCAGCGAGCAUAGUGCUGCAGGCUGUGCUCACAUUCCAGCAUCUUCGGAGAUGGGAUUGGUUGCAGAAUCCACCACAGUUGAUAGUUUGCUUAUUUCAGGAAAAGCAUCUGCUGCUCCAGGAACUUCAACAGUUACUGUCGCGUCCUACCCAGUAACUGCCACAGGGUCUGUCAUACCUCCUUCUAGUCUACCUCUUGGCCCAACAGGACUUCCUUUAACUGUCCAACAACCUUUGACUCCGGCCAGUUAUACUGUAUCCUUGACGAGUGUCAUUACAACUGCAGGACGGCCAGGCACUCCACCUUCCAAGCCACCACUGGGCAGAUUACCAGUGCAACAGCUAAGCACGGAAGCUCUUGAUCAGCAAUUAAAACAAGCUCUCACACCACCCACUGAGCAGUUGCCAUCUUUUCCAGGAACUUCACUAACCCAGUCACAACAACCGUUAGACACUUUAGAUGCCCAAUUAAGACGUGCCCUGAGUCCAGAGACUGUGACAAAUGCACCAGUUCCUGUCACAUCGGUACAGGGUAUGAUUCCAAUAAGUGGGUCAGUUGUACCUCCUGGACAGAGCUAUACAACACCUGGUCUGCCUGGUGAAGUUCAUGUUCCACAGCUGGGUGACAGUAAUAUGGCUUCCUCAGAAGAUAAAUUGGGGUGUCCUGUGCUAGUGUCGCAAUCUCAUGAGGAAGGUGCCAUAGAGUCAAACAUAGCUGUAAUUACUGCAACUGGAAGUGGAGUUGUUAAAAUGGGUCGUUUUCAGGUUUCUGUUGCAACAGAUGAUGUCUUGUAUCAAGAAGCAAAUGACAAGCGGGAAGACAGUAAGCUGAAACUUAUGUCAAAUGAAUCUUCAUUUUCUGGAAGCAGCCCUGAGAGUACAGUGAUUAAACCUGAACAUGACAGUCACGAAGAUGUGGUGGAUAGUGUCUCAGUAACUCAAAACAAAAACGGCAAAUCUGUGCCAUACCAAGAACAGGAGCCAGCUCAGAAGGCAAAUAUAGGAAGAUUCCAGGUCACAACACAACGUGACACUGUUGGCCGCUUUUCAGUAGCGAGGACACAAGAUGAAGUUACUUAUGAAGCAGGCAAGGGAGUUGUUCCUUAUGUUCCUUUGAGCACUGCUCCAAUGACAGUAAUUUCCUCUGUGGCAGUCGAUCUCUUUCGAGCUUCAGAUCAAAUUUUGCCAUCAAAAGAAUCAACUGGUUCAGAACAGUAUCUACAUGUGAAUGGACCAGUUUUGCAGGAAACUGGACAGCAACCUUAUUCAAAGGAACUGGAUCAAACGCAGGUUGAUAGUGCAGGGAGUUCAGUUUCCCCUCAAUCUCCAGAAUCAAAGAGUGCUACCAUUGUACAAAACCUUACCAAUUCCUUUAAUUCCUCCUACAUGAGCAGUGAUAAUGAUUCGGAAAUUGAAGAUGAAGAUAUGCGAAAAGAACUCCACAGAUUGAGGGACAAACAUUUGAAAGAGAUCCAGGAGUUGCAGUCACGGCAGAAGCUGGAGAUUGAGGAACUUUAUAUCAAAUUGGGUAAAGCACCACCAGCUGUAAUAAUUCCACCUGCAGCACCCCUGUCUGGACGUCGUAGACGGCCCACUAAAGGGAAAAGCAACAAAUCUAGUCGAAGCAGUUCCCAAGGACAAAAGAGUCCUUUACCAUCUGGAUCCUUAACUGCUCAGAGUACUGCUUCAGUUUUAACAUCACAGCAGAUGCUUUUGCCGCCCCCAAGUACUCAAGAAUUCACUGUUUCUGGACAAGGUCAGUUGCUGAAACCAUCACCAUCCAGUGAAAAUUUGUACUCUGCUUACACCAGUGAAGGGGUGAUUUCUGGACAAAGUGCUCCUGGAACUGCACAAGGCUCAGCAUCGUUUCACUGUGCAUCAGAGCAAGUGACUUUUAAACUUGGCGGCAGAAGGACAAGGUUUCUGAGUACGCCCUGUCUGGCUCUUUGGAAGAUGGUGAAAAAAGUCUGCCCAUGCAACCAACUGUGUAGAACAACCAGCACAAAUGCGGUAAGUGGAGUUGGGUCGUUGGCUCAGCAACAACAGCCAGCAAUAACGAGCAGAAAAGGCACCUUCACAGAUGAUUUGCAUAAGUUAGUGGACAAUUGGGCUCGAGAUGCUAUGAACCUCUCACAGAACAAGCGUGGCAUGAAGCAACAAGGUCAACAAGGCCAGCAUUACUCUGAAACAAUGCCAAGGAAAUAUUCAGCACCAGGUCAACUUUGUGUCUCCAUGACAAACUCUGCUGCCUCAGUUGGCUCCUUGGGCCCUUUCAGCAAGACUCCUAUCUGCCAGUAUGGUUAUCCUGGAACACCUUAUGGUGCCCAGUGGACUGGAGCACCACCCCAACAGCAACCAAGCAUUAUACCACCACCACCAGGCCUCCAGUUUCAAGCAGUUGGCUCCACUUCACUACAGAGUUUUCCCUUGGGCACUUUGCAGAAAUCUGUCAGCAAUCCUUCUGGAUCCAAUCUUAGGACAACGUAGAUGUAUAAUUCAAAUUCUGGAUAAGUGUGAUCAAUAGACUGAGUGGAAUUCAAGGUUUAAUGGCCUCUGCUGAUGUUGCUGGGGAUAGGUCAUAGAGUUUUAAAGCAUACAGAUGACUGACACUGCUUUUAUAUACACAGCAUCAUUUGAGAGCUAUUUUACUAGUUCUGUUUCAAACAGCGUUCUGUGUGGACAUAUAUUUACCCAUCAGUUUUUGAUGUUCAAACACUGUGAUAUAUAAAUGUUGUUGGACAACAGUAGUUAAAAGUGGAUUUAGAGGGUUUAAAGUUUAAAAAAAACAAAAAAACUAAAGCUAGCUAUAAUCCAUACUUAUCAGAGACACUUUAAUUUCUUUGUUACUUUAUUGUAUUAGGUAAAUAAAUGUGAAUGUAAAAUUGUAUAAAUGUACUUGAAUACCCGUUUUUCCCAGUAUGCUUGCUGGAUUCAUAGUGCCUUGUAUUGUGCUUCUGACUUGUCUGCAGGAAAGCACUUAGUGUCCCCAACAGAAAAAAAUAAAGAGGAAGAGAGCAAGUUAAAGAUGGAGUUGUGGUAAAGUAGAUAGUCCAUGCUUGUUCUUCAACAGAACUGAUGUCAUUCACGGUGACUGAAAAGCAUCCAUUCCGUAAAUCAGUUCCAGUUUUUUGUCUUUCCCUCUCCAGUAUUAUUCAGUUAAUUAAAACAUGGAGUUAUCAAAGGCCAAAAUAUUAAUGGUUAAAAUUUUCUCCUGCAAAUUCAAGUUCUGUAUUUUCCACAAUAUUCAGCAAAUGCUGUUAAUUCCAGAAAUGCAUUAGAAAUGUUUAUUUUCCACAAUAUUCAGCAAAUGCUGUUACUUCCAGAAAUGCAACAGAAAUGUUAAGUUGUUAAGUGUUGAGCAACUUCAAUUUGAUGUUGAAGUGACAAAGUCUAAAAUGUUAGAUGAGUUGUUAUUGCUAUAAAGAUUGCUGGUGCAGAUUGAAUGCAGCAUGUGCAUGCCCUUUAAGGCCAAACUGUUUUACUUUUCUUUGUGCAAUACUGAAUCUGUGAACAAAAUUAGGUUCUGUAGUGCAUUUACCAUUAAUAUUUUUGAAUGUCAUUGACAGUUGCAGUGUAUCGACCAUUAUUUGCUUAUUUUUAACUAUAUCGUUAAUCCUCCAAUUUACUUUAAUUGGAGGUGGUCACUAUUAACAUAAUUUGUGAAUCAACACAGGCAAUUCUUAAGUUGAAUGUAUGGGGAAAAUGAAAAAUUAUGGAACAAACUUAGUAAGAUAAAGGAAGGCCUCUUACAUUCUACCAGAUUUUACCUGAUAUAUCAGUCUGGUGCAUAAGUGAACAUAAAUUCUCAACUUCAUAUUUUAUAUUGAGUAAUAACCAUAUUUAGAACACAAAUGAAUUGAAAUAAAUACAAAUCUUAAGACUGUUUUGACAUAAGAUUUGCAUUUUUCUUUUACAGUUUUCUCUUAAUGAAAAGAAUGCUGAAUUAAAACACAAUCUUUGUGGUAAAUCGUUUCCUGGAAGAAAAACUACUUAGAUUUGAGUCUGUGCCUUCUUUUCUCCCCGCAAGAAGGAUACUUUCCCUUUCCUGUUUCACAUUCCUAUCCAAACCUCAAGUUUUUUUUGUUUCACCAGGUAUUUGCAGAAAAAUAACUAGUAAAGAGCUGGUUGAGGGAAUGCUUUUGCUGUUUUCUUUCUGAUGUAGAGAAUAAAAUGACAAAUAUAACAACAUCUGGAUGUGAAGGUUGUUUUUAAAAGAUAUUAGUUCUCUGACUUUAUCAAAGAACUGCUUAAACCCUGCAUAUAUUGUUACAUUUUGCAGGUCAGCACUUUAUUUUGUUUAAGUAAAAUUGAAGAAAAUUGCACCAUUUUUCAAAAAAUCUUUUCAAUAAGAAAAAAUGGUUAGUUCUGCUGUAACUGUUGCAACAAUUUAAGGAACUUAAAAAUGUCUACUGAAACAUCUUUUGUAGACUGUUGCUAAUAUGUGAGCCUUAAACAAUGUUGAAUUGAGUUGGGAAGCUUAGAAGUUGAAGUUGUAGAAGUAGUCAAACUGUAACAUAUUAUUCUUAAAGAAAACUCUUGUUUGAGAUGCGCAAACCUUUAAGCAGAACAUUCAUUGAAAGAAGGGUUCCCUUGUACAAAUUACUUGUAAUGAAGAACACACUUCUGUCUUUCAUGAGGCUUUGUUUAAAAAGCAAAACUUAAAGAAUUAUUGUGUAAUAUUAUCGAUGGUUGAAUGUGUAAUGGUAUUUUCUGUGUUACCUACGGGGGGUUUUACUUUUAGGCAGAUAGACAUGAUAAUGAAAAGCUUUUAUUUUUCUUUCUGUCUUUCUUUUUAUUAAAAUUUGAACUGGUAUGGGGACCGUUUCUUUAACUAUAUCUUCUAUCAUAUGCUUCACGAUAUGUGUUGUGGAUUCCUUACUUUAAAAUAAAGGAAAACUUGAGGAAAAACAAAAAACAAGUACUGCAAUCAGUAUUACUCCUUAGACUGCAAUAAACUGUGAAAAGUCCACACAAAGCAUUGCAUUUUAUUUUAGUAGCAAGUAGCUUUUUAGAUAUCAGUUGGGUUACCUAACCUUAGAAAACGCUAGAUGUUCUGUGAAAUUGAUGCUAUUUGCAUGGGCUUGAGGAGGAAUCUCAAAAUUACUUCAGUUUCUCAGUGCUCCAUUUCCUCUUAUUUCUCCACACUGUUCCUUCCCUUCUCCAAAAUGUAUUGGAGGUUGAAUGAUAUGCAGUAAUUAGUGUUGGGAUCUUGUUGGAGAUAUGAUGUUAAUGUUUGUUUUUGAUUCCUGUUUAAGAACAGGCUGACAGUUACUUAAGUAUGCGUAUGCUAUUCUUAUCUGUUGAGAUGCAUAAUCUUAUGCAGUUGAUAUAUUCUGCAUUCUUGAUCUGUAGUUGAGAAUUAACAACAUUCAACAUAAAUUGAGACCCUGAUGCGUUUUGCUUUUUGAGUGUAUGCAUAAUUUUCCUCUUAUUUCAGACUUUUUAAUAUCGUGCAAAAAGCUGGAUCCAUUUGCCAUUUCCCUCCUGUGGAAAGCAGUUUAAAAAGUGUACAAAUGUUAUAAAUGCUACUGACUAGUGUUAAAUUAUUUUAUGUAAUACUCUUGAUCCCUCUUCCCCACCCCCCCAAACUGUACCCUGCAAAUUGCCAUCUUGAAAUGACUGAAUUUUCUAUUGCUCUGAAGUUCAGUGACUCUCCUGGAGAUCUUUCAUUAUUUAACAUAAUACACUGUAAAGAAACGUGGGGAUCAUUUGCAACAUGAAUUGUAUGUUUGCACUAAAUAAGGGUGUUGAGCUACAUGUAAGAUUGCGCUUUGCGCUGAAAUUUGUUACUUCCUUUGUAGAUUAACUGAAAUCAUUCAAAUAAAAUAAUUAAAAUUGCAAA
This is a messenger RNA of Chiloscyllium plagiosum (whitespotted bambooshark), 13186 nucleotides long. The record is from RefSeq and is a predicted model, not a curated record. Lineage: Eukaryota; Metazoa; Chordata; Chondrichthyes; Orectolobiformes; Hemiscylliidae.